This is a messenger RNA of Malus domestica (apple), 2019 nucleotides long. RefSeq names its product protein root UVB sensitive 4. The record is from RefSeq and is a predicted model, not a curated record. NCBI's taxonomy places the organism in Eukaryota, Viridiplantae, Streptophyta, Magnoliopsida, Rosales, Rosaceae.
CUCCAAAACCUUAAACCCUCCUCCAGCGUACCACCCCAUCACUUGGCGCGAAAAUUAGCACCAAUUCAUUAGAAACCCUAAUUUUUCACAGUUCAACUCUCAUGCAAUCUGCCUUCUACACGGCCUCCAGCUCCCACCAGUUUCAGCUUCCAUGGAAAAUCAACGAAACCCAAUUCGCAGCUCAGAGACCAGUCCCCAAGAAGCUCAAAACCUGCUUCAAAGCUCCGACCUUUACCAAUUCUCUAAGAACUUCAAUUGGGUACGAACCAGAAGAAAGCCUUGGUAAAGAACCCGCACCCGCCACGCCAGGUCGCCUUCCGGUGGUGAUUCGGAGGUCAGGUAGGGUUUCUAGGUACUUCUGGGAUGGUAAUUGUUUGCAGUUAGUUGGAGUAGAUGGCGGUGCGGCGUCGUUCAGUUUCAAUUUCGAUGAUGGGUUCAGAAAAUUGUAUAGAAUCUGUAGUUUGGCUGUUAGGGAUUUCUUUAUUCCUAAGCAAGUUAGUGGAAGUUAUAUGGAUUAUGUGAAAUGGAAGUUCUUGCAUCGGGUUUUCAGCUCGGCACUACAAGUCCUUGCCACUCAGGCAAUGUUUCGGGCUAUUGGGAUUGGCUUCUCUCGUUCGCUUCCAGCAGCUGCUGCCCUUAAUUGGAUCUUGAAGGAUGGACUUGGACGGCUGAGUAGAUGCAUCUACACUGCUAGUCUAGCAUCUGCUUUUGAUACUAAUUUGAAGAGAGUUCGGUUUUCAACGUCAGUGUUGUUUACUUUGAGCAUUGGAGUUGAGUUGCUGACACCUGCAUUUCCUCAAUACUUCUUGAUUCUCGCAUCCUUAGCCAACAUGGCAAAACAAAUAAGUUUGGCUUGCUAUCUAGCUACUGGUUCUGCUGUUCAUCGAAGUUUUGCAAUAGCGGAUAACCUUGGUGAAGUUUCUGCAAAGGCACAGAUUCAAACGGUGUGCUUUGAUAACCUUGGGCUUUUGCUUGCUGCGCUGUUAAAUAUGCUGUUCAAGAACAACCAAAGGUUGCAAACAGUCUUACCAUUUCUCGUAUACCCCAUUUUCUCAGCCAUAGACCUUUUGGGAAUAUAUCAAGGGCUUAAACAUGUCCAUUUACAAACAUUAACCAAGGAUAGACUUGAAAUUGUACUAAAUAAUUGGAUCGAGUUAGGUUAUGUUCCUGCGCCUGCAGAAGUAAGUAAAGAAGAAGGAAUUGAUUUCCUACGGAGCAAAGACAAGGGAUUAUGGCCUAUCAGAAUAGGGUACCUGGAUCCCAAGAAUCAGAUCCCUGAGUUAUCCAUGAUGGCAAUGCAAUCUACAAGUGCUGACGACUAUUACUUCAUAUCCAUGGAGAUCUUGUACACAAGAAUUCGAAGGACAAAGCAAGCGGGCAUCCUUCUUUGUUUACGGGAAGGAGCUGGAACUGCGGACGUUAUCAUGGGUUUGUUGCAGGCAUGCUAUAUCCGCAAAGCCGUUCUUAUGAACAAGUAUAAAUGGGAGACCAUGGUAGAUGCCGGAGAUGCAUUAGACUCGGCUCCAAAGGAGUGGUCUAAAUUGGUUGAGGAGUGCAAGCGCCGUGCACAAGGCGAUAUGAACGCGUUGACCGAGCAAAUUGUGACAUUGGGUUGGGCUGCUAAACACAUAUUAUUGAAUGCGCAAGAACAGAUUCGAUACAGUUUUGUGGAUGACUGAAGAUUCCGUAUGUCGUAGAACCUUGUGUUUUUUUCAUUUCUCGGCCGUCGGUGGUUUUUCCGUGGUGGUAUGGAGAAUUUCGGGGAAUACACAGAAACUCAAGUGCAACUAUUUUGUUACGGAUUGUUCGACUUCGAUUUGUGUAUUAGAUGUAGGGCGGGGAAGAGCGAAAAGUAGAACGAAAUCGCAUCCGUAUUUCAGUUCUUUUUCUUCUCGCUUGAAAAUGUUGAAGCUGCAAGGCAGGUGAAAGGCAAAGAUCUUUCUAUUGAUCAUAUACAAACCAUUAUAUAUACAGUGGAAUUAAUCAAUGUCACACAAACGUAUAACUGUAUUUACAGGC